Cercopithifilaria johnstoni is the source of this 1038-nucleotide messenger RNA. The record is from the annotation of a GenBank genome assembly. Lineage: Eukaryota; Metazoa; Nematoda; Chromadorea; Rhabditida; Onchocercidae.
AUGAGGAAUAGAUCAAUAAAUGAAGACAAGGAGGGAGAAGUAUCGGAUAAUGCCAAUAUGUGGAACAUAUUGGCAGGUGUAUGCAUAUAUUAUCCGCUUUCCAUCGGACUUACUUUCUUUCAAAAAUGGUUUAUAAAGAGUUACGAAUUUCCACUUCUUGUCGUCACUUGCCACUACGCUAUCAAAUACUUCUUUGCCAUGGUUUUUCGGUUUGUCAUGGAGUAUCACGCAGAUAAACGCCCACGAGUUUCAUUCAAAGAUCAAUUACAGUGGCUAGUACCAAUCGGCAUUUGUGCUUCUCUGGAUAUUGGUUUAUCAAAUUGGGGUCUUAAAUACGUCACAGUAAGUUUUUUUACAAUGGCAAAAUCUAGCAGCAUUUUGUUUAUGGUUGCAUGUGCUCUACUAUUGCAUUUGGAACGAUGGCGGCCUAUUCUUAUCAUAUCUGCUGGAUUUAUUGCGUUUGGCUUAUUCCUCUUUACUUGGAGAUCAGCUCAAUUCGAACUUCGCGGUUUACUGUUGAUUGAAUUGGCAGCAGCAUGUACGGGGUUACGAUGGACAGUUUCACAAAUUGUUAUGCAAGGAGAAGAAAAAUUAUUGAAGCAUCCAAUGGAUAUGAUUGCAUAUGUGCAACCAUGGAUGUUCCUUGCCAUCCUUCCUCUUUUAUUUAUGUACGAAGGCUCUCAUCUUUCUUUUGACAAAGUAACACAUUGCUUUAAUGAGCAUGCGCCAUUCUAUGUCUUAUUUUUUAUUUCAUUUGGUGGUCUAUUGGCUUUUGCAAUGGAAAUGGCAGAAUAUCUUCUUCUCGUAUAUACAUCGGGUAUCACGUUAAACAUAUUCGGGAUAAUCAAGGAAGUAGUAACAUUGUCGUUGGCAUAUUUUAUUAAUGGAGAUUAUUUUUCCUUGAUGAACACAAUUGGUUUAGUUUUGUGCUUCUGUGGUAUGCUUUUGCACGCUUUUUCAAGAAGGACAUUAUUGAAAGCUCGCACAAAAUCGCAAAUGCCGGACAGAAGAAGACUUUUGAUGGAUGUUGAUGCAUAA